AUGGCAGAUCAAGUCUUGAACAAUCAACAAUCCGACGAGGACCCAGAGAUGGUUCUCAAGGACAAUGAUUGUAAGCGGCCUCGCACAACUUCUAUUGGUCUUGCUGUUGCAGAUGGUUGCAAUGAAUUUGUGCAAGGAGGUGGUGAAGGAAACCAUCAAACUCUGUUCUGUGCCGUUUGUGGCUGUCACAUAAGUUCUCAUCAAAAGGUGACUACUUAUGAGGGGGAUUCCUCUCUCUGUGUCCCCCAUUCUCCUCUUAUUCCAUCUCUUCCAUCAGUGUUCUCCUAUGAUGCAGGAUCCAACCCAUCAAUGUAUGGAGCAACAAACGAAAUGCUUUAUGCUAGUCCAUUUUUUUCAAACUUCCCCAUGCCACCUCCGCUUCCUUAUCUGCCACCUCCUUAUUCACCACUGCUGCCUCCUUAUUCGCCACCUCCGCCUCCGCCACCACCUCCUCAUUUGCCACCCCCAACUCCACCCUCUCAUUUUUCAUUUCUGCCUCCACAUCCUCAUUCGCCGCCUCCGCCUUUGCCCCCUUAUUCCCCGCCUUUGUCUCCACCUCCGCCUUCAUCACCUCCUCCUCCUUCUCCUUAG
This is a messenger RNA of Ilex paraguariensis (yerba mate), 591 nucleotides long. The record is from the annotation of a GenBank genome assembly. NCBI's taxonomy places the organism in Eukaryota, Viridiplantae, Streptophyta, Magnoliopsida, Aquifoliales, Aquifoliaceae.